Messenger RNA from Neoarius graeffei (lesser salmon catfish), 396 nucleotides. RefSeq names its product fatty acid-binding protein, brain-like. Lineage: Eukaryota; Metazoa; Chordata; Actinopteri; Siluriformes; Ariidae. Gene Ontology annotation, cellular component: cytosol; nucleus. Bases 1 to 396 code for a protein of 131 amino acids. Gene Ontology annotation, biological process: fatty acid transport. The transcript is spliced from 4 exons. The record is from RefSeq and is a predicted model, not a curated record. Gene Ontology annotation, molecular function: fatty acid binding.
AUGGAGGCUUUCAUCGGCACUUGGAAACUUGUUCAAGACGUGAACUAUGACAGUUACCUGAGAGCAACUGGUGCUGGCGAAGAAAUGAUUGCUAUUACAAAUGUACUUAAACCAGUUGUCACAAUUUCCCAAGACGAUAGCAUUGUGGUCAUUACACGGAAGAGCGGCCUUGGUACUGAAGAAGUCUCAUUCACACUGGGAAGAGAAUUCAAGAGAGAGGAAAAGGAUGGCAGAUACUGCAAAGUUACUGUAGAGCUAGAAGAAAACCAACUUGUACAGGUGGAGAAAUGGGACAAUGAAGAAGCUAUAGCUGUCUGUGAGGUCAAGGAUGGGAAACUGAUCAAGACAAUAACAUUUCAGGGCAUCACAGCAAUGCGAACCUUUGAGAAGGUGUAA